Messenger RNA from Eublepharis macularius, 2000 nucleotides. It is a transcript of the gene DUSP22, whose product is annotated as dual specificity phosphatase 22. The coding region runs from base 320 to 931 and encodes 203 amino acids. Lineage: Eukaryota; Metazoa; Chordata; Lepidosauria; Squamata; Eublepharidae. The record is from RefSeq and is a predicted model, not a curated record. Gene Ontology annotation, cellular component: cytosol. Gene Ontology annotation, molecular function: protein tyrosine/serine/threonine phosphatase activity. The transcript is spliced from 7 exons. Gene Ontology annotation, biological process: positive regulation of JNK cascade; protein dephosphorylation; regulation of cell population proliferation.
GGAGUGAGAGAGACGCAAUUCCUGGCAACGGAGAGGCUUUAACUAGUUCUUCUGGGGUUUUAUCCGCGGAAGUCUAGGGGAAAAGAACCGUUGAUCAUAAGAGGCUUAAAAGGGACAGUCCCUGUUAAUCUUAUGGUGAAAAGAUCUUUCAUGGCAGAGUAGCUAAUAAUAUCGCUCAUAUACUCAGCCGCUCACUCUUAAGAAGUAAAUAUUCCCCUUUCCUUCCCCCACCCCUACCUCGCAUUUCCCGAUUUGCAGCUCUCCGCCCAUUAGGCUGCCUUCAAGUCUGCGGUGCAAAAGUUUCAAGCCGCUUAGAGCCAUGGGGAAUGGGAUGAACAAGAUUCUUCCUGGCUUAUUCCUUGGAAAUUUUAAAGAUGCUCGUGACGGUGAACAACUGAAACGGAACAACAUUACACACAUUCUUUCAAUCCAUGAUAGUGCUAGGCCUAUGCUUGAGGGAGUGAAGUAUCUCUGCAUCCCGGCUGCUGAUUCACCCUCACAGAAUUUAGCCAGACACUUUAAAGAAAGUAUUGAAUUUAUCCAUGAGUGCCGGCUUAGAGGUGACAGCUGUCUUGUCCACUGCCUUGCUGGAGUUUCUAGAAGUGCCACAUUGGUGGUGGCUUACAUCAUGACCAUCACUGAUUUUGGCUGGGAGGAUGCAUUGUCUGUUGUGCGUGCAUCAAGAUCAUGUGCCAAUCCUAACACUGGCUUCCAGCGGCAGCUAGAGGAGUUCGAGAAAAAUGAUGUUGCUCAUUUCAGAGAGUGGCUCAGAGCAGAGUACAGCGAAAACCCUUUGCGAGAUGAACAAGAGGCCAAGGAUCUCCUGCAGAAGUACAAAGCCCACGCAGCAGCUGCACAACUGAAUCCUUCAGGAAGGCAGUGGGAUAACUUUUCAUCAGUAGGUUCCUUGUCAAUGACUGCUCCUCAGUAGGGGCAACUAAUGAGUCAUUCCAUCUAUGAAAACACAAAUCUGUACACUCAAAAAAAUUGCAUUCACUGGGCAGGGCAACUUGCUCUCACUUUCUCCUAUAGCUACACGGGGGAAAAAUGACUUGCUGAUUGUAUGUGAUCACUCCAGACUGGGACGUCUCAUUUCUCUGAGGAGCAGGUCUCCAGAAUCCUUCCUUUGGUAGCAUGUUAGUGUCAGACACGCAGCUAACAUUGUUACGUUGUGCAAGUAUCAGGGCCAUUCUUUCUCUUCCUUAGCACUUUACCCUUUCACAGCCAUCCACUGGAUGGAUGAAGAGCAUGCCAGUUUCUACUAGUAGAGAUGCCAAAUCUUUUUCUAGGUCUCCCUGUUCUUCAGGCUGACCUGUAUAUCCAGGAUUUUGCACAACUGCACUUUUUGUCAAAGUUUCUGACUCUGUGUUUGAAAUUCACUGUUCUAAAGAUGGGAAAUAGGCAGGCCAAGGAAACCUUGUGCUCAGUUGGCGUUCUGUGCCUGGUUUCACUGCAGCAAUUCCCACUGCCCAGAACAGAGACACGGCUAUGCAAUAUAGAAGGUAGCCAGUCUCUUCAGCAGAGUGAAAUUCUGCAGCCCAGUCCAAAAUCAAAGCUCUGGCUUUGCAUAUUCUUACCUCCUGCUUGAGUAUCCCUCUUUUGGAUUCCAACUGAAGUGAAUAUGCAGUUCAUAAAGUUGUAUAUUUUAACUGUGUUCUAAUGUAAAGCAAAAGUAUUAACAGGUAAUUUUGUCAGCAUCUGUUAUUCUGGCGUUAGUCUCCCAAUAGUUCGCUUGAAUUAUUUCUGAUGGGAGGAGUCUGAAAGUAUAUUGCAGAUGUAUAUAUUUAAAGAUUAUAUUGGCGUUAUAAUGGAUAUUGUACUAUCAUAAAAAUUACUUGUCCUCACUUCUGCCAGUACUACUGAACAAAGUUUCCUUGAAUAUUAAUAGACUUGAGGAAGCAUCACUUUUGCUUGCCUUUUCGAAUGGGGUAUAUUCGAUAUAAGCUGCAUAUCUUUUGAUAAAUAAAAAAAUCAAUGUUGUUAUGUUGUAUUUUUCUUCA